UUAUAGGGAAUCAUUGCUUACCUGAAUCACACGGUGAAUCGCUCCAGGCCUACCUUUUUUUAUAAACCUCCACCCAAACCCCCUUCACAGUCACGCCAAGGAAACACGGAGAAUUUCUAAACCCUUUCCAGUUCUCUCUGCAUUCGCGGGGUAAUCGGCUUGAUUUCUGAAUCUGAUUUACGCUUCCAUAUGCAGAUUUGUGUUGCUUUCUCUUUUUCUUGUAUUUUGUAAGCUGUGAUGGCAACAAGAAUUGCUGCACGAUAUGUAUCUCGAAGGUUCUCUAGCAGUGGUAAAGUACUUGGUGAGGAAGAAAAAGCUGCAGAAAAUGUUUUCAUAAAGAAAGCCGAGCAAGAAAAACUGGAGAAGCUUGCACGCAAGGGCCCAAAACCAGAGGAACAUGCUGCAAGCUCAGGGGGUCCAGCAACAGAUGUCAAACCAGGUGCUGCCGCUUCGUCAACAUCAGGAGCAUCAACAGCGAAGGUAUCAACUGACAAGUACAAGAACUAUGCAAUUGUAACUGGUGCUGUUACUAUUCUUGCAGCUGUGGGAUGGUACAUGAAAUCUGGCUCAAAGAAGCCAGAGGAGGUCCAGGACUGAGGGAAGUGUUUUUGGAUAUGAACUGUGGGAAAACGUCCAUGAUUUCUCAUACUUUGGAAUCAUAAUGGCUUUUAGAAAUAAUCCAAACUUAGAUAUGUGGUGGCACAACUUAUGUUUCUUCUGAUCGUAACUCUUUUGCUUCGCCUUUUUAUGUUCUACAAGUCUUGCAAUUGUUUUCAGAUUACUCGACAUUUGCAUUUUGCGGUGGCUAUGCUUUUGCAGCAUCACUAUUUUAAGCUGA
Molecule: messenger RNA, 838 nt
Organism: Tripterygium wilfordii
Lineage: Eukaryota; Viridiplantae; Streptophyta; Magnoliopsida; Celastrales; Celastraceae
Exons: 4
Coding region: 238-597 (119 amino acids)
Source: RefSeq, a predicted model, not a curated record